AUGCAAGUGUUUUGGGAUACAUUAGUUAUGUGUUCCUUAGGAUUUCUCGUUAUGACAAGUAAAUUACUCGCCGAUGCAGCUUACAGUUCUUUAUGGUACAACAUGUCCCUCAGUCAAAGUAAAAAUAUAUUAUUCGUAAUUAUGAGAUCUCAGAGAAAACUGACUCUCACAGCGGGAAGGAUGGCUAAUUUAUCAUUAGAAACUUUUACGACUAUCAUGAAAGCGUCAGUGUCAUAUGUGUCUGUCUUCAAUGCAAUGUAUUAA
This is a messenger RNA of Dinoponera quadriceps, 264 nucleotides long. RefSeq names its product odorant receptor 49b-like. Gene Ontology annotation, cellular component: plasma membrane. The transcript is spliced from 3 exons. Lineage: Eukaryota; Metazoa; Arthropoda; Insecta; Hymenoptera; Formicidae. The coding region runs from base 1 to 264 and encodes 87 amino acids. The record is from RefSeq and is a predicted model, not a curated record. Gene Ontology annotation, biological process: detection of chemical stimulus involved in sensory perception of smell; sensory perception of smell. Gene Ontology annotation, molecular function: odorant binding; olfactory receptor activity.